UCCUCCUUGGCAGUGCCGUGUCUCCACCAGCUGCUUUGCUGGGGUGGGGGAGCCUUUCACAGCCCCAGGGCUUGGCGACAGCGACUGGAAAGGGCACAGCUUUGUUCUUCAUGCUUGGGCUGCCAAGACAGAGGGUGGCACAGGCUGAUGCUGGGGGGGGACGGUGCCGGGAGCAGGAGACAGAUGUAAGGGGUGCUGGUCUCCUGGGACAUGCCAGGGGCAGGGGGUUUUGGUGUGCCCAGGGGAAAUGUGCUGCAUCGCCCUUCCCGUGGGUUCCUUGGCGUUAUGGGGCCAUUCAUAUGGUGGUUUGACUUUUUUUGUUUCCUCACCCGGUGCUUCCUCCGUGCUAAUCUGCCUCCACCUGCUCUGGGAGUGGCAGAGGUGGAGGCGAGGGAGAAAGUCUCUUCACUUCCAGUUGCUGAAGCCAGGCUGGCAGGACGGAUCCAAUCCUGCUGCCUCCUCCCUCAGGGCUGGUCUUGCUGGGUUUUGGGGCAGCUGAGGUUGGUUCCUAAAGCCAGGAGCCUCUUCCCAGCCCCCCAGCAAGGCCGAGGGUGAAGAGGAAGGAAGCGGUGUCUUUGCUCCAAAACAGCUUGCUCUGCUCUCGGCUGCUGCAGGCUUUCGGGUGACACGGGAUGAGUGUGCCAGCUGAUGAGCCGGGCAACGUGGCCCAUGCCAUGUUUGAAAGGUUCCUGCAUGCAGGGGAGUGCCGGGAGGUGCUGGGCUGCUUUGGGGAGCUGUGCCAGCAGCUGGGGCUGCAGGGCAGUGGGCUGCAGCUCUACCACAGCCUCAAGGCUGCCCUCAACUACUGGAGUGCCAAGGCCCUGUGGAGCAAGCUGGAUAAGAAAGCCGGGCACAAGGUCUACGACCAGGGCAAGGCCUGUGCCAGCACCAAGUGCCUGGUGGUGGGAGCCGGUCCCUGUGGGCUGCGGGUGGCCAUCGAGCUGGCGCUGCUGGGUGCCCGCGUGGUGCUGCUGGAGAAGAGGGACUCCUUCUCCCGCAACAACGUCCUGCACCUCUGGCCCUUCACCAUCCAUGACCUGCGGGCUCUGGGCGCCAAGAAGUUCUAUGGGCGCUUCUGCACCGGCACGCUGGAUCACAUCAGUAUCCGGCAGCUCCAGCUGAUCCUGCUGAAGGUGGCUUUGCUCCUGGGGGUGGAGGUGCACAUCAAUGUGAAGUUUGAGGGCCUUGUUCCCCCCACACGCAAGGCAGGUGGCUGGCAGGCUGUGGUGCAGCCCAGUUCCUCUCCCCUCACCCACUACAAGUUUGACGUCCUCAUCUCAGCUGGCGGUGGCAAAUUUGUCCCUGAAGGGUUCAAGCGGAAGGAGACACGGGGGAAGCUGGCCAUCGGCAUCACCACCAACUUCAUCAACCGCCACAGCCGGGCCGAGGUGGAGGUGGCUGAGAUCAGCGGUGUGGCCCGAAUCUACAACCAGAAGUUCUUCCAGAACCUCUACAACAAAACAGGCAUUGACCUGGAAAACAUUGUAUACUACAAGGACGACACUCACUAUUUUGUCAUGACGGCCAAGAAGCAGAGCCUGCUCAAGAAGGGAGUCAUCCUCCAGGACAAAGCAGACAUCGAGAGCCUCCUGUCCCCAGAGAACGUGAACCGGGAUGCCCUCCUCAGCUAUGCCAAAGAAGCUGCCAACUUCUCCACCAACUACCACUUGCCUGAACUGGAGUUUGCCCUCAACCACCGGGACCUGCCGGAUGUUGACAUGUUUGACUUCACCUGCAUGACGCGCUCGGAGAAUGCGGCGCUGGUGCGGGAUUACAACGGGGCUCGUCUGCUCCUGGGGCUGGUGGGCGACUGCUUGGUGGAGCCCUUCUGGCCACUGGGCACUGGGGUGGCGAGGGGAUUCCUCGCCGCCUUUGACGCAGCGUGGAUGGUGCGGCGCUGGGCAGCUGGGACCCCCCCACUGGAGGUGCUGGCCGAGAGGGAGAGCAUCUACCAGCACCUCUCGCAGACCUCCCCAGACAACACCCACAAGAACAUCAGUCAGUACAGCAUCGACCCGGCCACACGCUACCCCAACAUCAACCUGCAGGCCAUCAAACCCAGCCAGGUCCGAGACCUCUACCUUGUGGGCACAGUGGAGGUGGACCACAAGAGGAAGAGUGACAACCGGCUCAUCACCGCAGCCUCUGGAGACUUCUAUGAAGAGCUGCUGAGCUGGUGCCAGGCCAGCACAGCUGGGUACCGUGGCGUGGCAGUGACCAACUUCACCACCUCCUGGACCAGUGGCUUGGCCCUCUGUGCCCUCAUCCACCGCUUCCGCCCUGAUCUCGUGGACUUUGACUCUGUGGACAGCCAGGAUGCCGUUCAGAUCCACCAGAUGAUGCUGGACGUGGCAGAGCAGGAGCUGGGCAUCCAGCCUGUCCUCUCCAGCCUUGAGAUGGCCACCAUGACAGAGCCUGACCGCCUGGGCCUCAUCACCUACCUCAGCCAGUUUUAUGAAGCUUUCAAGACCUCACCAGAGGUAGAGGAGGUCAGCAAGAAACCACUGUCUCCCCGUGGCACACGAGGGGCCAUCCUCUUCCUCAGCAAGCUGCAGAAGAGCCGGAACCUGACACACAAACGCGCCCAGGACAGUGCCCAGAAGGAUGCUGAGGCCAAGAGGAGCCGCAGGGACACCGAGCUGGACACGGGGCUGGAUGGAGACACUCUGGACAGUGCCCAUGAGCUGCUGCAAACCACCGUGACGGACCCAGAGCAGCUGCCGAGAGAGAGGACAGGGGAGAACAGCGAUGCCUGCUACUUCUGUGGCAGCCAUGUCUACAUCCUGGAGCGAGCCAGCGCCGAGGGACGUUUCUUCCACCGUGGCUGCUUCCAGUGCCAGCAGUGUGGGGCCACCCUGCGCCUGGGCGACUACGCCUUUAACGAGGAGGAUGGUAAUUUUUACUGCUCACUUCACUACCCCAAUCUACCUGGCAUGGACCUAUCCCGGCACGAGGCCCCAGCACUGCCUGAUUUAGGGGAUGCUGAUGCUGCCACUGACCCACCCUUGGAUGCUGGGAGCCCAUGUGUGCCCCCCAAGGAGGGGGCGCCUGGUCCCCUACAGCCCACUCCAGCAGCUCCACAGCAAGGGGAAGAGCCUGGCACAGUGGAGGAUGCUGUGGAUGCUGGUGAUGUGGAGGAGCAGGAGCUGCUGGCACAGCCCAGGGAGGAUGCAAGGGAGGAGGAGGGUCCUCCCACAGAACCGCAGGGGGUGGCAGAGGAGGGUGAGGAGAGUGGGGGCAGGAGGAAGAUCAUCCUUACACCACUGGAGAAGCUCAGUCUGUCCACCCUGAAUCUCACCAGCGAAGCAGAGCCUGAUCCUCCACUGAAGCCAGCUCGUCUGUGGCUCCAAGCAGUGCCUGAGGCCCUCCCUGCCCCGUGGCAGGGUCAAGACUGCUGGAAGGAGGAGGAGGAACUUGACAUGCAGAAAACUUUGGAGGAGAGUGACAGCGAGGAAGAGGAGGAGAAGGAGAAAGAGGAGGAAGGCACAGACCUUGGCAUCAUGGCAGAGUUGUGCCUGAACCUGGGCAAAGAGGAUGUGCACCCCACCUGUGAGCACACACUGUCCCGCCGGGCCAGGGAAGCCCACAUGAAGCGGUUCUGCAAAGCCCAGGCCAUCCAGAGACGGCUGGAGGAGAUCGAGGUGACAUUCCGGGAACUGGAGCAGGAAGGCAUCAAACUGGAGAAGUUACUCCGGGAUGAGAAUGGCAGCCCAGCUGACCAGCAGACACAGUGGACAAACCAGCUGCUGUACUUGGUCCAGAAGAAGAACAGUCUGAUGAUUGAGGAGUCGGACCUCAUGAUUGCGGUGCAGGAACUGAAGCUGGAGGAGCAGCAGUGGCAGCUUGAUAAGAAGCUCCGGAGUUACAUGAACAGGGAGGAAACCCUAAAGACACCUGAGGAUUGCAGGGCUGAGCAGGAGACUCUGGCGCAGCUGUUGAAGGUGGUGAAUGAGCGCAACCUCCUCAUCCACAUCCAGGAGGAGAAGCGGCUCAGUGAGCUGCGGGCCUGACCCGCACAGCCCCUGACCCACCAGAUCCUCCCUGGGGGGACAAGCAGUGUGUGUGUGUGUCUCCUGGUACAAGCAUCACUCUGAGCUGCCUCUGUGAUGGUCGUGAUGCCUGAGCUGCUUGCAAGCACCAGCAGCUGCCAUGGCGAAUCCAGCUCCCUGCUUGCCAAAGCCUGUCACGGAGGGGCCAGACCUGCUGGUGGAUGCCCACAUGGAGAGACACUGAGAAGCACCCAGCUUUGGGGUGCAAAGAGGGCGUUCUCGCAUGUGGCUGGAUUGCCUUUGCCUUGUGCUUGCUUGAAAAUAAGAUUUGCAGGGGGCUCCAGGGGUGCCCAGCAGCAAGGAGGUGACUGUGGCCACCACAGGCAGGUCACAGGGGAGAUGUCAAAUGUGCAGGGGCAGCAUCAGGACGGGUCCCUGGAAGCUACCCUGGGACAUCCCUUCCAGCUGAGGGCAUCCAUCCCAGCCUGGACUGUCCAUCUCUUCAAGGGACACUUGGCUGUACAAGUGGGGGCCAGUGACAGAUUGGGCUGAUCCUGCCACUCUGCAUAGCUGCUUUUGCAAGCCAUGUCCAUGCUGUCCCCAGCUGCUGCAGGAAACCAGGAUCACAACCCCACCAUGAGCCCCUUGGGGCAGGGAAGGGCAUUUUGUCCAGAUUGUGCCCAGGGCCUUCACUCUGUGAUACCAAAGACAAGGGAUGCCAGUGGCCAUGUCCUCCUUGCCCCUUUCGGGUUUCUCCUGCUUGGCAAUGCCACAAUGGCCUUUGCACAGACCUCAGACGCCCCUAGAGUCUCCAGGUGUUGCAGGGUGAAUGGAACUUGCAGCAGCCCCAGACAUGUUGGGGACGGGGGUCCCAGGCAUGGGUUCUCAGCAAUACCACCCUGUGUUCAGCCCUUAUCCUGCCAUUCCCCUCAGUGUCUCCUCCGGCCCUCCCUUGUGUUUGUACCAGCCCUACCAUCCUGUUGCAACCCCCCUCCUUUCCUAAUAAAGCCCCCCUGACCCGGCA
Molecule: messenger RNA, 5013 nt
Organism: Neopelma chrysocephalum (saffron-crested tyrant-manakin)
Lineage: Eukaryota; Metazoa; Chordata; Aves; Passeriformes; Pipridae
Gene: MICAL1
Product: microtubule associated monooxygenase, calponin and LIM domain containing 1
Exons: 25
Coding region: 633-4010 (1125 amino acids)
Molecular function (GO): protein binding; FAD binding
Source: RefSeq, a predicted model, not a curated record